ACCACCAGCCCACCCGAUAUAUAUAGGUUCCCCGACCCGGUCGCCCGACGACCCAGUCAUCUUCCGACCGAGAGAGCAAGAAGGCGAGCGCACCUCCAUCACGAUCAUGGUGGCGAAUUUCAAGGUCUACAAGAAGUGCUCGCCCAACGGUAAACUCGCGGUUUACCUGGGCAAACGCGACUUCAUCGACUACCUGUCGGGCAUCGAGCCGGUGGACGGGGUGGUUCUGAUCAGUCAGGACUACGUGGACAACAGCAGGAAGGUGUGGUGCCAGCUGGUAUGCAGCUUCCGAUACGGUCGCGAGGAGGACGAGGUGAUGGGUCUGAACUUCCAGAAGGAUCUCUACCUGGUGUCGGAACAGAUCUUCCCGCAGAUUAAAAAGCCCGAGUCGAAUCCCACGAAGCUGCAGGACAGGUUGCUGAAGAAACUGGGCCCGAGCGCGAUACCCUUCACCUUCACCUUCCCGCAGUGCUCGCCGUCCAGCGUGACCCUUCAGCCCGGGCCGAACGAGAUCGGCGAGCCUUGCGGCGUCAGUUACUACGUGAAGGUCUACUGCGGCGAGACGGAGACCGAUCUGACUCACAAGCGCAGCACCGUCACGAUGGGCAUCCGGAAGAUCCAGUACGCGCCCACGAAGCAGGGCCGGCAGCCCUGCACCGUCGUCCGCAAGGACUUCCUCCUGAGCCCGGGCGAGCUCGAGCUCGAGGUCACGUUGGACAAGCAGCUUUACCAUCACGACGAGGCGAUCGCGGUAAACGUGUGCGUGCGCAACAACAGCAACAAGGUGGUGAAGAAGAUCAAGGCGAUGGUGCAGCAGGGUAUCGACGUGGUGAUCUUCCAGAACGGCCAGUUCAGGACGGUGAUCGCCGCGGUCGAGACACAGGACGGCUGCCCCGUCAACCCGGGCUCGAACCUGCAGAAGGUGCUCUACCUCAAGCCCGAAAUGGAGAGUAACAGGCACCGCCGCGGCAUCGCCCUGGACGGCAUGAUGAAGAGGGAGGAGGGCGAGCUCGCGUCCAGCACUCUGCUCACCUCGCCGGACGUGCGCGACUCCUUCGGCAUCGUCGUCUCCUACGCGGUCAAGGUCAAGCUUUACCUGGGCGCCUUGGGCGGCGAGCUAACGGCCGAGCUGCCGUUCAUCCUUAUGAGAACCAAACCGUCCGAGCGGGUCAAGCUGAUGCCCACGGACAGCGUGAUGAUCGAGGACAUCCCGGAGAAGGAGGGGAAAGUCAGCUCUUAGAGCGGUUAACUGAUCCUCGAGGGACUUCCCUCGCGACUUCGACUCGUCCGCGAUUCGUUGCUUCGCGCAUUGGACACACUAUGGAUAGCGACGGGGACGUUCUGGAACCCGCCUGGAAGCUGUCUAACGGGUCUCCGAAUGCGUCGGUGGUUCUCUUAACAUUGUUGACCGAUCGUUUCGUUCCGGCCUUGCGUCGGCCCUCGGGAAUCUUGUCUUAUCAUUCUCAAAACAGGAGAUAACUCCUGGGGCCAGUAGCGUUCCAAACUAACGAAACACGGGUCUCCACGUGAUCGGUCAACAAUGUAUUAGAAGCCUUUCAAGACUCGCCUGGCGUUAUAACUUUCUACGUCGUUCAUAUGGGCGCUCCCGCAGUGAAUCGCUUCGCACCGAGAAAUAUUGGACUGGUUAGUUAAUUAGUCCAAUAUUUCCGGACUAACUAACAUUAGCUCGUUUAUGCACCGAGGGAGAAAUAUUUGGUAUUUGCAAUUACGAUCGUAGCGAAAGAAUCCGGAGAACCAUUUUUUCAGUAACUUUUUGCAGUGUCAGCGAUAGUAACCUUACACGCAUAUCGUUAUUGCUAUUUUUGUGGUUAAAAAGAAAGGUUGAAAGAUAUAGAAAGUUAAAAACAUAGAAAGAAAGAAAAAAAUAUAGCUGAAGCCGAAAGUAACUCUCUCGUAAUCUCUCUCAGCGUGCGUAAUUAUAUAAUCCGUUACAUUCACUCUUCAGGAAGCGAUUUAUCACGACGGGUCGUAUCGAUCCUUUCGAUAUGUAUUAUAUUGUUAGUUACAAAACUCGCAUCAGUCGCAACACUUACUUCCUCAACAUGUUUCGCAACGCACCUCGUAUCGCACGAUAAUAAAAAAAAUAUAUAUAUCCCCUGAGAACCACUAAGAAACAAAUUUUCCUAUUGAAAACAGGAUGCGUUGCGAAAUUUAUGAAAAAAAAAUAUAAAAUAAAAAUAAAAUAAAAUGUUGCAACCUUUCUGGAGCUGACCAUGCACGAAAUCGUAGAAAUGAAAUUCGCCAAAUUGCGCCGUAUUACCGAAACCACUGAUUAAUUAAGAACUCCCAAUUAAUUAAGCAUCCCCCGUAUAUUGUAAACGUAUCGGCUCGCAGCUCGCCACUUUUAUUCGGCUGCUAAACGCGCGGCACGGCGUUGUCACGAGAUACACACCUCGCAAGAUCAAUAAAACAUAGCAAACGUA
Messenger RNA from Dinoponera quadriceps, 2444 nucleotides. It is a transcript of the gene Arr1, whose product is annotated as phosrestin-2. The coding region runs from base 107 to 1240 and encodes 377 amino acids. The transcript has 3 exons. The record is from RefSeq and is a predicted model, not a curated record. Gene Ontology annotation, biological process: signal transduction; G protein-coupled receptor internalization. Lineage: Eukaryota; Metazoa; Arthropoda; Insecta; Hymenoptera; Formicidae. Gene Ontology annotation, cellular component: cytoplasm. Gene Ontology annotation, molecular function: G protein-coupled receptor binding.